Molecule: messenger RNA, 3546 nt
Organism: Mustela lutreola (European mink)
Lineage: Eukaryota; Metazoa; Chordata; Mammalia; Carnivora; Mustelidae
Gene: CDC40
Product: cell division cycle 40
Exons: 15
Coding region: 55-1794 (579 amino acids)
Biological process (GO): mRNA splicing, via spliceosome
Cellular component (GO): catalytic step 2 spliceosome
Molecular function (GO): mRNA binding; protein binding
Source: RefSeq, a predicted model, not a curated record
UGGAAGCCGCUCCUUCCGCCCGGGCCUGGUCUCCGCAGAGGAUCUGGUGCCGUCAUGUCGGCUGCGAUUGCAGCUCUGGCUGCGUCCUAUGGUUCGGGUUCAGGGUCGGAAUCGGACUCGGACAGUGAGGGUGGUCAGUGUUCGCUGCCAGCCGCCGACUCCCUCAUGCACUUGACGAAAUCAGCUUCGACCAAACCCUCUCUGGCAGUGGCGGUGGACUCCGCUCCGGAGGUGGCAGUUAAGGAAGAUUUGGAGACUGGAGUUCACCUUGACCCUGCUGUCAAAGAAGUUCAGUAUAAUCCUACCUAUGAGACCAUGUUUGCUCCUGAAUUUGGACCAGAAAAUCCCUUUAGGACACAGCAAAUGGCUGCCCCUAGGAAUAUGCUUUCUGGAUAUGCUGAACCAGCUCAUAUCAAUGACUUUAUGUUUGAACAGCAAAGAAGAACGUUUGCCACAUACGGUUAUGCAUUAGACCCUUCAUUAGAUAACCAUCAAGUGUCUACUAAAUAUAUUGGUUCAGUAGAAGAAGCUGAAAAAAAUCAAGGUUUAACCGUUUUUGAAACUGGUCAGAAAAAGAUAGAGAAGAGGAAAAAGUUCAAAGAAAAUGAUGCAUCUAAUAUUGAUGGUUUCUUGGGACCAUGGGCAAAAUAUGUGGAUGAAAAAGAUGUAGCCAAACCCUCAGAAGAAGAACAAAAAGAAUUGGAUGAAAUUACAGCAAAGAGGCAGAAAAAAGGCAAACAGGAAGAAGAGAAACCUGGGGAGGAGAAGACAAUCCUACAUGUUAAAGAAAUGUAUGACUACCAAGGUAGAUCCUAUCUUCACAUACCUCAGGAUGUUGGUGUUAAUCUUCGGUCGACUGUGCCACCUGAGAAGUGUUACCUUCCCAAAAAGCAAAUUCAUGUGUGGUCUGGACAUACUAAGGGCGUCAGUGCCGUCAGAUUAUUCCCUCUCUCUGGCCAUUUAUUGCUGUCUUGUUCCAUGGACUGUAAAAUUAAGCUCUGGGAGGUUUAUGGAGACAGACGCUGUCUGCGAACAUUUAUUGGCCACAGCAAAGCCGUUAGGGACAUCUGCUUUAAUACUGCAGGGACGCAGUUCCUCAGCGCAGCUUACGACAGGUACCUUAAGCUCUGGGACACAGAGACAGGACAGUGUAUAUCAAGAUUUACAAACCGAAAAGUGCCCUAUUGUGUCAAAUUUAAUCCCGAUGAAGAUAAGCAAAAUCUUUUUGUAGCUGGUAUGUCUGAUAAAAAGAUUGUGCAGUGGGACAUUCGAAGUGGGGAAAUUGUCCAGGAGUAUGACCGGCACUUGGGGGCCGUCAACACCAUUGUUUUUGUUGACGAGAACAGGAGAUUUGUGAGCACAUCCGAUGAUAAGAGCCUAAGAGUUUGGGAAUGGGACAUCCCUGUGGAUUUCAAGUAUAUAGCAGAGCCCAGUAUGCACUCGAUGCCUGCGGUGACUUUGUCUCCAAACGGGAAAUGGUUAGCCUGCCAAUCGAUGGACAACCAAAUCUUAAUUUUUGGAGCACAGAACAGAUUUAGAUUGAAUAAGAAAAAAAUUUUUAAGGGCCAUAUGGUAGCAGGUUAUGCUUGUCAGGUGGACUUUUCACCAGACAUGAGCUAUGUGAUUUCAGGAGAUGGCAAUGGAAAAUUGAACAUCUGGGACUGGAAGACCACAAAACUCUACAGUCGAUUUAAAGCUCAUGAUAAAGUGUGUAUAGGGGCAGUGUGGCAUCCUCAUGAAACCUCUAAAGUCAUAACGUGUGGUUGGGAUGGUCUCAUUAAGUUGUGGGAUUAAUGAGACUAAUCCUUAUCUAGGGUCAUUUUUGAUCCAAUAUCAUAUUUAACUAUAUUUAAUUAUUAAAUGUGUUGGAUGACAACUUGAUUUACAAAUUAGGAUUUCCUUACAUGGCCUUAUGAAAUUGACCCAUUGUUUAAAAAUUUUUUUUGGUAAAUUUGGCUCACACAAUUUCAUUGGCAACUUCAUUUUGUUCUUUAUAGAUGUUAUUUAUACAGAAAUGACCAUUGGCUUUCAUUGUGGUGAGUAGUAGUUGUUGGCAGGCAGUCUGGGUUUAACCACCCCCCCCUUGACAUACCGAAAGGAUCUCUUUGGGGUUGAGGAAGAAUCCCUGGUGGAUUGGGGGUAAUAUAAUUAAUGACAGAUAAUUCUGAAAGAAGGUAAAACCAUGCACAAUUACUGUUUCCAUUAUUUUUGGUGGGUCAAGUUCAGAUCUUUGGAUUCAAGAGUUCUAUUUUUUAUGACAUAUAUCGUAUGUUUACUUGUAAGGCAGCAAUCUUCUCUGACUGCAGUGUUUCUUUAACUAUUAAACAAUGGAAAAUAAACAGUCCAGAGUUUUUUUCCUUGGCUUUCUUCCCAGUCAGUAUAGACAGGACUAUAUGUUAUAAGAGAAUUAUGUUAUUUUUGAAAGUGAAACUCAAGAGAAUUGAGUCAAGACUUUGAGUUUUAUUUGUAUUUACUAUCUGUAAGGACCUGGCUACACUUCCAGAAAUCAGGGUCUCCUAGGUCAUCGAUUCAUAGAUGUUACUACUGAAAUACUCCUCAUAGGAGAUGGGGUAUGAGGGCGUCGUCUAAAAUGUCAACUUGUAAUUUCUUUGAAGUAGUGUGUUUGAUCUUUAAAAUUAUUCUGAUUUUGCUUAUGAAUAUAUGCAACAGAACUUUUUAGGAGUAGAAAAAUUUUUAACUUCUCUCCGAAUCUUUGAAUAAAAUUGACACUCCAGGAAAAUGGCUGUCAUUCCCCAGUUUGAGAAGCAAUAACUAGUUGGUUUAAAAAAAAAAAUGUUUAAGAACUUGGAUUGUGAAAUCAGAAUAGCCUCUUGAAUAGAGUAGCUAACAGCACUUUGGUUGACAAGCCAUUUCUCCUGUUUUGUUACAAAUCUCUGUAAGAUAUGUGAAUAUUUGAAUGUGCUUUGAAAUAUUUCAGUACCAUGCUUAAAAACAUUGGUUCAUAGCUGCUCAGAGUGCUGACUUAGAGACCAAAAUCAUGUUGAAUGUUGAUAUCCUAAGGGCACUGGGCUCUCGAGAACGAUUCGUGCUCCUUGUGCUUAAGGACUUCCAUUUUCAAAAAAUUAACUUUUAAAAAGGCCCGGUAUAGAUGACCUGGCACUAUGGCCACAUAUAAAUAAAUUUCAAAGAAGAUAGAAAAAGAGAAUAAAAAAUGGUAAGACAUGUUAUUUUGGGGCACACAGACACUCAAAGAAAUACGAACACACUGCCCGGCCUCUGCCUUUGUGUAUCUGCCAGUAAGAGUGGCUGCCCUUCCCAAAGAGGAAGGAAUUCACACAAAACCUUUUCUUUAGUCCCAAACCACUGGUUUUAACAAAUGUGAAUGAUUGAAUUGUGAUGGGACAGAAAGAAUUAAUCAUACAUUUAAGCAAUCUUGUUCAGCAUCAGUAUUGUAUAUGUUACAAAUCAUAAUUUCUAAAUCUGGGUUUAUUUUAUUGUGUUUUUGACUGUUUCUAAACUAAGUAACUGUAUAUAAAAGUUGUCUCUUUUUAAAAAAAAAUCGUAUUUUUAAAUAAAGCAUUUUUU